Molecule: messenger RNA, 4383 nt
Organism: Oncorhynchus kisutch (coho salmon)
Lineage: Eukaryota; Metazoa; Chordata; Actinopteri; Salmoniformes; Salmonidae
Product: FERM and PDZ domain-containing protein 2-like
Exons: 33
Cellular component (GO): cytoskeleton
Molecular function (GO): cytoskeletal protein binding
Source: RefSeq, a predicted model, not a curated record
AUGGUAUCAGAGCCAGAACGAGGCAUGGGACGCUGCCCAUCUGUGUCUGCAAAGGGCCACCAGGCGGCAGAAGAUGAGUGCCGACCGCCACCGCAGUGUGUGAGCAGGAUGAGCAGAACAUUUGUGACGCUAGGAGAGGUGUUGGAGACUCGAGGAGGUCCCCUUCUGGAGGAUGAAGUGUGGUCCCUCCUCCUGGGCACCACAGAAUCCCUGGUUGAUGUCUCAUACAAAGGACAUAACAGUAUGUGUAGCAUCAUAAGCCCCUCCUCCCUUCUGCUCUCGGGCACCGGCACACUGGCGUUUAAGAACUGUGCCCUAUCAGACGAGGCGUGCAACUUUACUGCGCCAGAAAUGCUGCGAGGCUGUGCUUCCUCAACCAAAGAUGUUAUGGAGAAGAUGCUGGUGUAUUCACUGGGUAUGACUCUCUACUGGUCUGUCAAUUAUCAUCUACCUCAGAAUCAGCCGGUCCAGUUGAGUAACCACCUGAACGGCCUGCUAGUGAGUAUGUGCGAGGACCUGGCCCACCGCAGGGUCAAUCUGAACAGUAUCCUGGAGUCCUGUGAGUCUCAGCACAAAGCCUCUCUCCUGCCUCCGCCCAACAGAGUAAUACGACAGCUGGUGGAGGUUGUCUUUCACGAAGCUGUGGACCAUGGGUCUGAGCCCUUUGUCCCACUGUGUGGGAGGAGUCAGAUGAUCAGAGAAAGGGUUAACGGUAAGCAUGAUCGGUACCCUGACUACAGUGAGGGCUGUGCGGCUGGAGCAGGGAGCAGACAGUACUCUAACAACUCUGACACCAAGUCAGAGAGUUUACUUCACAAAUCCUGGAGACAGAAACCCAGAAGUUCUCCCACCCCUGCAUACCCACCUAACAUAGACAGACUGCCACGAGAUCUCAGACACAUGGAAAGUAGCAGUAGCUGGCUGUGUCAGAGCCCCUACAUUGGUUCCCCCUCAAAGGGUGCACCCCAACCCCACAGCCCCUUCAUCACUUUCAGUAACUCCUCAGCCAGCCUCACCGAGAGGAAAGUCAAGGCUCUGGGUCCUGAGUUUAUCAGGAUGGCUGACGAACCAUAGGUAGGUCUGGAGCUUCCAGGAUCCAUAGUGUCUAAGAAGGGCAGGUCUUGUUCGUCCCAGAGAGAGGUUACUGUGGUGUUGCCCAGUGGUCAGUCUGUAUUGGUCAGAUGUGACAAAAAGUCCAGAGGGAGAGACGUGUUCGACAUGGUGGUGGCUCACGCUAACCUGGUAGAGCACUUCUACUUCGGACUGGCCUUCAUCGAUGAUGAUGAAUAUUUUUUCCUGGACCACGAGAUUAAAAUCUCAAAAGUUGCUCCUGACAGUUGGAAAAAAGUAGUGUCGACUUCUUUUCUUGUUUUUCUACGGGUCAAGUUUUUCGUUGACGACAUCUCUUUCAUAUUACACAGGCUGACGCGUCACCAAUACUACUUGCAGCUGCGGAAGGAUAUCCUAGAGGACAGGUUGUACUGCAAUGAGGAGACGUGCAUGUUCCUGGCAGCUCUUGCUCUUCAGGCAGAGUUUGGGGACUACAUGUCUGAGUUGUAUGGUAGGAACUACUACCAGCCGGAGCAGUAUGUGUCUAAGAGAAUGCUGGAGAAGAUGGCUCUGCCCACUCUAAAGGAGGAGUUGUCACGGUUCCACGCUAACAAUGCCGAGAUGCUGCCCGAGGAGGCUGAGACCGAGUUCCUAAAAAUCGCUCAGCAGCUUCCAGAGUAUGGGAUGGUGUUCCAUCGGGUAUGCCGGGAGAAGAAGCCGGUGGUGGGGGAGCUAGUGCUGGGAGUCUGUGCCACUGGAAUCAUUGUCUAUGAGCUGAGGAACCACCUCCGUACCGUCACACGACGAUUCCUCUGGAGGGAGACCGAUACCAUCUCUGCCAAUCGUCGUAAGCUGACAAUAGAGUGUGGUGGUCCCAGCAGUAAGAAGCACAGUUUUGUGACAGAGAGUUCUAAGAUUGCUCAGUACCUCCUUAGUCUCUGCUCCGCGCAGCACAAGUUCCACAGUGAAAUGACCUCCAGGCAACUCAACUACAGCAUCGCUCAAGAUGAGAACAUUGAGAAGUACCAGUCUAUCUGUCGGACACGUGGCUCCCAUGUGAAGCGUCUUUCAUGUUCCGAGGUCGUCCUGAACAGUGUAGAGAUACCGGCCAACCUCAGCCAAAGCGAGUCGCUAAGUAAGUUGUAUGAUGACAUCAUAGCGAAGGUGGAGGCAUGUCUACGGCAACAAAGUGAGAUGAGAGAAAUCAACAGAGAUCUACCCGAGCCAUGCCCACUGUCAGAGGUGAAAGAACAGGACUUGAGAAUCUGGUGCGUAACCACAAGUACUCCAGAGCCCAUCCCCAGAAUCAUCUCCAAUGCCUCGCUACAGAAACAGGACUCUGAGGGCUUCUCAGAGGCCCCCUCCACAACCUCCUCCAUACCAGUAGACACAUCAACCAGGGGUUCUCCAGAGAGAGAGAUCAUCUGUCUGGUCCUACGGAAAGACCCUAAAUUGGGCUUUGGUUUUGUGAUAGUGGAGGAGGACAACACAGGGAACCUGGACCAGGGAAUCUUCAUAGCCUCCAUCGUACCUUACGGACCAGCGGACAGAGACGGCAAAAUCAGACCAGGUGGUCGUCUGAUCUCUCUGAAUAAGAUCAGUCUGCAGGGCGUGACAUUCACCAAUGCAGCAGCCAUCCUCCAGAGCAGCCCUGAUGAGGUGGAGCUCAUCGUCUCACAGCCCAAAUAUUCUCUGAGGGACAGUAAGACUUCUCUGGCCCCCAGUACUCAGAGUCUGAUGUUGGAGAGGGGCUUUGGGUCCCAGACCACCCUGAAUGGGACAGAGGAAGCCUUGGCUCUGUCUAACAUGGCCACAUCUAAACAUGGCACGAGACUCCACAACCCUGUGGUCCGGAUCCUAGACGCUCAGGUGUGUUCUAGCUCUACCUCCAUCUGCAGUCUGAGGGCUGGGAAGCAGCUGGUGGUGGAGCUGAAAAAGGCUAAUGGCAGCCUGGGUAUCAGUGUAGCUGGUGGAGUGAACACCUGUGUUCAUUACGGGGGGAUCUACAUCGAGAGUCUGGUGCCAAGGGGUGCUGCUAUACAGGACGGACGCAUUCAGAUUGGUGACCGACUGCUGGAAGUUGAUGGGUCCAACUUGCGAGGUGUAACACAAAAACAGGCCGUGGAGAGCCUGAAGAGGACUGGAGAGGUGGUGCGCCUGCUUCUAGAGAAAGAGCUCCAGGUGGCUUCACAGAGCCAAUCAGGAAGCCUCAGGAGAGACAGCUCCAUGGAGAUGACCUUGAGUGGCAAGGACUACAGCUUUGUCACUGAUGACAACACUCUGGAUGUGCGGUUGAAGAAGAGUCUGUGUGGUUUGGGCUUCAGCUUCUACAUCAGUGAGUUGAACAGUGGUUCUGACCAGGGCAGCAGUGUGGUGCAGAUCAAAACUCUGUUCCAGGGUCAACCAGCCCAGGAGUCAGGACAGAUCAGAGAGGGAGACAUCAUAUUGACUGUCAAUGGAAGAUGGGUUUCAGGACUCAGCUACCAGAGGGUCUUGUUCCUGCUCAGUGGGACUCUGUCUGAGGUCCACCUGACUCUCUGCAGACCUGUUCCUGGAGUACCGUCUCAACUGGACGCUGACACACUGGUUCCAUUUCCAUCUCCUACCAGUGGGGUGAGGUCCAAGUCUCUAGACAUCAGGCUGGGAGAAGACUACAGCCAGCUGCUCAAGCUACAGUCACACCAGAUUCACCAGAACCAUCAGUACAACAAGGAGAACCAGGCCCAGAAGGGGCCCAUGAAGUCAUCAUAUGCCCAGGAACAAGCCUCCGGUCAAGAGAGUCAGGACAGCGACAUGAAAGCAGCUGAGAAACAGCCAUCCUCACUCUCUCCCACCCCUCCCUCACCCCCCUCCCCGAUUUCCCUCGCCAGCAGAAGUGACCCAGCAGACCAUGAAGAGUUGUCUGUUGUGGACGAGGAAGUUUCCAAAGAAAUUUGCUUGGCAUCUGGUGGGUCCAAGACCAGCGUUAGUCCCAUGUACACCAGCUUGUCCUCGCAGACCACAAGCUCAACAAACCCCAAUCUGUCCUCGGAAACCACCUCCGUCCAGCAGACACGAUCUCAGCCCUCUUCUAGGCCUCCAUCCAGCCUCUCUUCUAGGAUGUCUGACCUCAUCAUCAGCCACUCUGUGCAUCAGCCCCAGCCUGCUACACCCCCUCUUCCCAGCCUCUCCUCCCAUACUGCAAACCCUAACUCCAGGACCUCCGAUCGCAAACACAGCUUUACCUCCAAUCGUAAACAUAGCAUCACCUCUGAUUGCAAACCCAGCAUCACCUUUAAGACUACCAAUGCCUCCAACCUGACUACCUGCACCCCUCCCAUGCACAUGUACUAG